Molecule: messenger RNA, 510 nt
Organism: Aphanomyces invadans
Lineage: Eukaryota; Oomycota; Saprolegniomycetes; Saprolegniales; Verrucalvaceae
Exons: 3
Coding region: 14-493 (159 amino acids)
Source: RefSeq, a predicted model, not a curated record
AAACAGUCGCCCCAUGAACUUCCAGCGGCUCCUCGAGGCGGCGCGCCAAGAUGUGGACCGCGAAGCGAAGCAAGUGAAGCGACCAGUAAAGUCGCAGAUGGUAAUCACUAAGUUGCUGGAAUAUAUGCUCGACAUGGACGAAGACGGAUUUGAAGAGCUGUGGGACUUUGAGCGCCGUGUUAUCCCCUACUUCGAAGGACACUCAACGGAGUACCGCCUCGAGUGCAAGGAAGCACAUGCUGAGUUUCAAGACAUGGUGGAACGCCGCCUCGAGCGAUUCCUGACCACGCACGGGUGGACUGUCGAUGAAUUCCACCGACGGAUACGCGACGAGCUCGCGGGUAUCGACUCGAUCGAGAAAGAACAUGAACAUGCCGAAGAGCUCGUGCGGAUGAUCCACGACGCAUUUGACUUUGACUCAUGGGCGCAGAGCAUGCGGUACAGCGCCAACCGCCGCGUCGAGGUGGACGCCGACCACGUCGCGAGAAAAUAACACGGCAUGAUUCUGUA